ACAGUUCCUGCUCAGUGUUCUUUAUUUCAACUGUGUUCUCGGUGGAAGUCUGUCUCCAGUAUCGGAACGUACCAUAAGUGUGUCAUAAACGGAAAUCGCCGACCUCCCAAAUAGACAGAAGCCAUUUGGCCGUCACUGAUAAAUCCUGCUAGGAAACGACACUCAGCGGGCCCAAAGGAGAAUCGACUAAUUGAUACCACCGUAAAAAAGAGGAGGAACUCAGAAAGAAACGAUGGAGAUUCUGGGAGUGAAAUUCGCUCCGUUAAACGUUCCAUUAAAUCGACGAUUAGAAACGCUCUCAGUCGCGCUUUGGAUCCUACUUUUGGGAUUUGGAAACUUCAUAGGAUAUAUUCUCGCCGCCUAUUUUCUUUUCUUCACCCAAACUAUGCGUUACUUCAUAUUACUUUACUUCGUCUGGAUGUAUUACGAUUGGAAUAAAUUCGAUCUAGGCAAAAUACGGAAAAUAUUCGAGCCACGUUUCAGAAACUGUGCGUGGCACCGACACUUCUGUAACUACUUUCCUAUAAAAUUAGUGAAAACCACUGAUUUGGAUCCGAACAAAUUGUAUUUAUUCUGUACUUUCCCGCAUGGGAUCUUAUCGUUAGGAGUUUAUGGUGCAUUCGCAACAGACAUCAUCAGUUGUAGAGAACUUUUCCCGGGUGUCGAAUUUAGAAUCGCCGUACUGGCCCAACACUUUAAAACGCCGCUUUACCGCGAGUAUUCUCGCAUCACCUGUGCUCUUGAAAGCAGUGCAGAGUGCGUGAAACAACAACUAUCGACGAGACCGUCGCCACCGUACACCGGAAGGGCGAUAGUUCUGAUACCUGGUGGUGCAGCAGAAGCAUUCGAAUGUAAACCGGGCGUUUACCGCAUCCUGAUAAAAAGGAGAAAAGGCUUCGUAAAGCUCGCGCUGCAAAAUGGAAACCCUCUGGUUCCUGUCUGUUUAUUCGGAGAAACGGAUACUUACGAUCAAUUGACCUGGCCAGAUGGUUCGUACAUGAAGAGACUACAGGAGUACAUUCGUAAGAAAAUCGGUAUAGCGCCGGUUGUACCGGUUGGUCGAGGAUUCUUCCAAUACACUUUCGGUUUUAUCCCUCGACGGAAGCCAAUUACUGUCGUUGUCGGUAGUCCGAUGGAGUUACCAAAGAUAGAAGAACCAACGAGAGAACAAGUCGAGGAAUAUCACGAGAAAUUCGUCAAGCACCUGGUGAAAUUUUUCGAGAACGAGAAACACAAGUACAUCGAGAACGCGGAUUCGGUGCAUCUUGAGUUCGUAUAGUGAUAUCACGAAAUAAUGACCAUUUAUAACGGACCCGCGCAGUGAUUGUUCGAAGGACCAAGAAACUGCUCAAUUGAUGUGUAAACGUGUAUUGAUGUUUCACUUUUCGGCUCACGAGAUGGAGAAUUUGCUGUUUCCGAUGAAGACAUGAAGGGAAAGUAGGGCAAGAUAUGGAGUACAAUUAUUUUAUCUCCGAAGAUAUUUAUACUAUUUAAUGGAAAAAUUAUAUAAUAUUUUAAAUAUUUUGUGGUACUUUGAAUGUGGUUGGAGCUUGGAGACACUGUUAUGGGGAUGUUUAUUGGUUUAAUAAUAUUAUCUAUUUAAUAUUUUGUAGAAAUUUUAGUGAAGGAUUGUAUAAAGAAUUUGAUUAGAGAGUAGUGAAUGUGUCAUUUUUAGCUGAUAUAUUUUAUAAUUAAUAUUUAUUAAUACAGAAAAAGAUAGUAAUAAGUGAAAAUGUUAGACCAAAUUUACAAAUAAACAUUUACAAAUAAA
Bombus terrestris (buff-tailed bumblebee) is the source of this 1771-nucleotide messenger RNA. RefSeq names its product 2-acylglycerol O-acyltransferase 1. The transcript has 6 exons. NCBI's taxonomy places the organism in Eukaryota, Metazoa, Arthropoda, Insecta, Hymenoptera, Apidae. Bases 233 to 1279 code for a protein of 348 amino acids. Gene Ontology annotation, molecular function: diacylglycerol O-acyltransferase activity. The record is from RefSeq and is a predicted model, not a curated record. Gene Ontology annotation, biological process: triglyceride biosynthetic process. Gene Ontology annotation, cellular component: endoplasmic reticulum membrane.